AUGGUAUGGUCUAGUAUAAGUAGGAGAACCCGUCUCUUGCCGUACUUAAGGGCUUUCCGAAAUUCCCCAGAAUUCAGGGGCCAAUCUAUUAUUCCUGAAGGAUCAUGUUAUAACAUAGCUAAUCCUUGUUCUGGAUUCCAGCGUGAUUUCUCUUGUAAAAUACGUCUGUCAAGGUUUAAGCAGGAAUUGAGUACAUUGUCAUACCAUCAUUGUUACAGCUCUUCAGCUUUUGCUUCACACAAUGUUGGAAGGUUGUGUUCCAUGCCUGGUUUUCGAAACUUCUCAUCUCAUGCAUCCACAGAGCAAAAAUCACGAAAGAUGCUCAUUUACUUGACAGGCUUGGUCUUUGGAAUGGUUGGAAUGUCAUAUGCUGCAGUUCCCCUUUACCGGAGAUUUUGCCAAGCAACUGGCUAUGGGGGAACUAUUACCCGCCGUGAGAGUGUUGAAGAAAAGAUUGAAAGGCAUGAUAGAAAUCAAACAGCCACAUCAAGGGAAAUUGUGGUACAGUUCAAUGCUGAUAUUGCUGAUGGGAUGCCAUGGAAGUUUGUUCCUACACAGAGAGAGGUUAGGGUGAAGCCCGGAGAAAGUGCCCUCGCAUUUUAUACCGCGGAAAACAAAAGUUCUACUCCAAUAACCGGUGUUUCUACAUAUAAUGUAACUCCCAUGAAGGCUGGAGUUUACUUUAAUAAAAUACAAUGCUUCUGUUUUGAGGAGCAGCGGCUGCUUCCUGGAGAGCAGAUUGACAUGCCUGUAUUCUUUUAUAUCGACCCGGAAAUUGAGGACGAUCCUAAAAUGGAUGGUAUCAAUAACAUAAUAUUAUCAUAUACUUUCUUCAAGGUUUCUGAAGAAUAA
Molecule: messenger RNA, 852 nt
Organism: Lathyrus sativus (Indian pea)
Lineage: Eukaryota; Viridiplantae; Streptophyta; Magnoliopsida; Fabales; Fabaceae
Source: the annotation of a GenBank genome assembly